CGCGCGUAACACACACACCCCCGUCGGAAGGAAGCAACAGGCGAGAGACUUCAUCCUCUCACACACACACGCUCGCCAACGGAAGACGCAACAGGCUCUCUGUACCUGCAACCUCCCCCAAAACACAACUACACAAUGGUGUUCCGCAGCUCCUCGUGGUUCUCUCUGCUCGUGGGCGUCGUGGUGGUGUUGGGCGUCUUCGCGGGCGUGGGCGAGGCCAUGCCCCCGCCCGUGUGCACCGACCAGAAGCUACCUCUCAGCCCGUACGCCCAGAAGCUCUGCGCCGCCCUCAUUAACAUCGCCGAUUUCUCGAGGGCUAUGGAGGACUACCUCGAUGCUAAAGUGAUUCGGAACAGCAUGCCAAUCAACGAACCCGAAGUGAAGCGACAAGACUUGGAUCACGUGUUUCUCCGUUUCGGACGAAGCCAGCAAUAAGGUCAAAUAAGGUCACCUAGAGAGGUCAAGGCAAUGGCUGCGACGCCUUGGCUGCAACAUCGAGCAAGAACUCUAAAAAAAAUCUAAAAAUCUAAAAACAUGUUUUAAAAAUGACUAGACGUGUAACUGUGUCAUCUGUUUCGACUCGAGUGUUCGAAACUUAGUCAAUGGUUCGUUUCUAGCAUUUUUAUUUUGUUACUGUACUUGUUUUAUUUAUUAGGUAUCCCCUCCCUUUAAGAUCUCUCUCUAUAUAUGUUUGCUUGUUUGUCUUUGUUUAGCUACUGUGUUGUGCAUUUUCCUUCUUCUUUAACUACGAUUCAAUGAUUCAUUCAUCUAGACUUGAAUAGAAAUGAAACAGCUGACACAGUUACACUUUGUUCCCGUAUUUUGAAACCAUUAUCAUAGGUCAAUAAAAAUGAAUAUAAAAAAGUGUCUAGUUUGUUUAAUAUGUUUUAUUUUUUGAAUUAAACGAACAGGUGGUGAUGAUUUUGAAAUUUUUAUAUAAGUUUUAUUUUGAUAAAAACCUCUACGUCACAUUAUCAUGCAUAUGUAUAAAAAUAUAACCCCACAAAAAGUAUAUAUAUAAUGUAUUUA
This is a messenger RNA of Penaeus chinensis, 1029 nucleotides long. It is a transcript of the gene Ms, whose product is annotated as myosuppressin-like. Lineage: Eukaryota; Metazoa; Arthropoda; Malacostraca; Decapoda; Penaeidae. The record is from RefSeq and is a predicted model, not a curated record. The transcript is spliced from 3 exons. Bases 136 to 435 code for a protein of 99 amino acids.